Hibiscus syriacus is the source of this 1115-nucleotide messenger RNA. RefSeq names its product CTD small phosphatase-like protein. Gene Ontology annotation, molecular function: phosphoprotein phosphatase activity. Lineage: Eukaryota; Viridiplantae; Streptophyta; Magnoliopsida; Malvales; Malvaceae. The record is from RefSeq and is a predicted model, not a curated record. The transcript has a single exon. Bases 15 to 968 code for a protein of 317 amino acids.
AUCUCAACGAAGAAAUGUUAAAUCUCCAUCGCCCUUUCAUAAUUCACAGCCCCGAAAUGGUUUCCAAGAUCAUCAAGAAGCGAUCUCCGCCGCGUUCCAUCAAGCGCCAUCAUAGAAGAAAGACUUCUCCGAAGAAGAAGAAUGUUUGUUCUUUCUCCGUCAUCGCCUCCCUCAACAAGUCCAUCAAGACUUGCCGCCGCCGGAUGUUCAGGCUUUUCUCCAAGUUAUCCCACAUAGCGACAACACCUUCAGCCGCCGGAAAGCGCUCCCGGAAAGGCUUCAAGAUCUUUCACCAAGAAGAAGAGUUGGAUGAAUCCAAAAGCAAUUUCAUCGUUCCCAAGGCUCUCGUAUUCGACAGAUGCUUGCUUCCGCCGUUGAUUUCCACGACAAAAAAGACUGUCUUUCUUGAUCUGGAUGAGACCUUAGUGCAUUCCAGCACCGACCCACCACCUAAAACGUACGAUUUUACAGUGAAGCCGAGCAUGGACGGCCAAAUCAUGAACUUUUACGUAUUGAAACGGCCCAGGGUCGAUUUUUUCUUGGAAGAAAUUAGCAAGAAACACGAGGUGGUGAUUUUCACGGCGGGGCUGAAGCAGUACGCUUCCCAGGUUCUUGAUAAGCUCGACCCCAAAGGCCGGUUUAUAUCGCACCGGAUUUAUCGGGAUUCGUGCAAGGAAGUAAACGGGAAAUUCGUCAAGGAUUUGUCGGAAAUGGGGAGAAAUUUGGGGAGAGUCGUCAUCGUUGACGACAACCCGAAUGCUUAUUCUCUGCAACCGGAGAAUGCUGUCCCUAUACGGCCGUUUGUAGAUGAUAGUGAAGAUAGGGAGCUAGAGAAAUUGUUGCGGUUCUUUGAGUGGAGUGAACGGUUUGAGGACAUGAGAGUAGCGGUCAUGCAGUACUACAACGGUGGAGGCACCGUCGGCGGUGGCGAUGCUGAUGAUUGCGAGUUUGUGCAGUUAGAACUAUGACGCGUCGCUCUUUUCUUGCAAGAGUUGUAAUUUUCUUUCCGAUUGAACAUUAGAUUUUGUUCAUUAUGAAAGAACCAAAGUUUACAGUGUAUUUUAAGAUCAAAUCCCACUUCUUCAAUGCUAUGUUCUUCAAGAUUUUUGUUUCCA